Messenger RNA from Pecten maximus, 989 nucleotides. RefSeq lists its product as uncharacterized. The record is from RefSeq and is a predicted model, not a curated record. Bases 142 to 828 code for a protein of 228 amino acids. Lineage: Eukaryota; Metazoa; Mollusca; Bivalvia; Pectinida; Pectinidae. Gene Ontology annotation, molecular function: chitin binding. The transcript is spliced from 3 exons. Gene Ontology annotation, cellular component: extracellular region.
UCACACACCUCAAUCUGAUGACGAAAGCAUCUAGACACAUUUCGUAUAAAACACCCGUAUUCACUUCGGUAAGUAGCAUACUAAUUCCACUCCGGCAAGGCAGACCAUACCUUCAUUUUGGACAUUGCUGUAAACGCUACAAUGAUUUUGCCUAGAGUUCUAGUCUUAUUUCUGAUCGUGUGUUUAUGCCGAGCAGACGACAUUUGCCAAGGAAAUACGGGAAUCCAAUGGUUAGCGGAUCCUAACGACUGUUCCGUAUUUUAUUUAUGCUUUAACUCAGCUUCCUUCAAAUACAUGUGUCCCAUCAACUCCGUCCGAGAUUUCAUCACGAAAGCCUGUGUUCCCAAGGGUUCCAAAUACGACACAUGUACUACGAAAGAGGAAAGUAUUUGUUUACCUGAUGAUAGACUGAAAGCCCACCCGACCGGAAACUGCGCGAAAUAUGUCGAUUGUGAAAUGCUACUGACCAGAGCUGCCGACGUAAGAUCCGCCACGAAAGAAUGUGACUACCCGAUGUUGUUUGACGAGGCCACGGGAGGCUGCCAGGUACCAGAACUUGCGGAAUGUGGAACUCGCUCCGUUCCUAAGAACCCGUGUGAAUACGAAGCUAACCAGUGUAAGCAAGGCCACUGCAUUCCAUGUUACAUCCGGUUCCCCAGCUGUGACGGACUUCCGGACGGCCUGAAUGCCUGGAAAGGGCGGGAAGAUUCACCCUACUAUGUCCUCUGUAAGAGUGAACGUGUAGUGUACCAUGGACAAUGUUCUAACAAGGCCAUGACUCAGCUAUUCGACCCCAAGGAGCGAGUGUGUGUGAAGCAGUCGCAGUAAUACUUUAUAAACUCGAGCAGAGGAAAAACACGUGUCCUCCAUCUUUAUGUUCUCUAUCAUGUUCUUUUGUCAUUUUGAUUGAACACAUCAACCAUAUUUAUGUUGUCAAUGUUGUUUAAAAUCAAUUUAUAAAUUAUAACAAAAAAACUGAUAUGGUAGUG